AUGCCCAACGUUCGGAAGGUGAUCUGGUUUGGCAGCGGCUACAACGGCUAUACCUUGUCGCAGGCCUUUGGCCGGGCUGGCCGCGACCGACGGGGUGGCGAGGCCACGCUAUGGAUACCACGAGGCACAGCGGUUUCGGAAGACCUGCAGCCAUUUGCAAGCAUGAAGCGCUGCCUGACCUUUGAGCUUGGCUGGCUGCUGGAUGGUGAGGGCCACAUUUGUGCAGCCGCAGGAGCGCCGGCUUGUAAUGUGUGCUCCAUGAUGCAACCGACCAUCACAGCGCGCCAUCCAAGCCGUGAAGCACAUGGGGCGCCAGUAUCACACGAGGGCCAGACGCGGGCCAAACGAGCACAGUUGAUGGUACCAUCGGCGCCCAUUCAGUCAGACGACUUUAACACGGCUCUGCUAUGGAUGUGCACCUACUGCUGGGCCUGCAGCUGCAGCAGAGACCGCUUGGUUGCUCACCACCAGCCUUCUUGCUGCCCGGCCAUGAAAGGGCGCUGUUUUCGAUGCCACUGCCGCGGCCAUGGUAGUGGCACUUGCCAAGUGAACUUGGGGGCUGGUGUUUGCUACCGGUGUUGGAGGCCGCAGAAGAUUGGAGGUGAGCGAGUGGUGGAGUGCACGGGGCGGGCCUGUGCCCAGCGCAACCGCGAGGCCAUCCGGGCCUUGGUCGCGUCUGUGUCACGCAGUCAAACUUUGCGCGGCAUCAUGCAGCGCAUGGAGUGCCCUGGCAGUUAG
Messenger RNA from Monosiga brevicollis MX1, 738 nucleotides. RefSeq lists its product as uncharacterized. The coding region runs from base 1 to 738 and encodes 245 amino acids. The transcript has a single exon. Gene Ontology annotation, molecular function: 3'-5' DNA helicase activity; four-way junction helicase activity. Gene Ontology annotation, biological process: double-strand break repair via homologous recombination. The record is from RefSeq and is a predicted model, not a curated record. Gene Ontology annotation, cellular component: nucleus; chromosome; cytoplasm. NCBI's taxonomy places the organism in Eukaryota, Choanoflagellata, Craspedida, Salpingoecidae.